GGUAUUAUGAUCGAUAACCCAGUAGGUAACCAUAGUAACCCAGUCACUAUGGACGAUAACUCUUCCUGGGAGAGGAGCUUGUUCACUGUGCUCGUCGGAAUCAUCACAGUCCUCUGCAUCCUCCUCAACGCCAUGGGGAUCUAUGUGUUCAUGAGGCUACCCCGCACCCCUUCAAACCUCGUGUAUCUCCACCUCUGCGUAACAGACCUCAUAGUGGGCCUCUUCGUCACUCCUUACAGCAUUGUCAUUCUUAUGCAGGGUCUUGAAGCCAAGAACGAUGUGUACUGCAUACUACAGGGGAUCAUGUUCGAGAUCAGUUACACUACCACCCUCUUCAUCCUAACUUACAUCAGUCUGGAUAGGCUGCUCGCUCUUUAUCAGCCGCUAAAGUACAAGGAGCUCAUGUCGGCACGUGCUGUGUUCUGGAUUAACAUCGGAACUUGGAUUGUUCCUGUGAUCAGACCAAUCAUUCGAUACAUCAUGAGAGUCUUCGGCCACUCGUUAUGGACGAAUGAUGGGCUUCCUCAAAAGUAUGGGUAUUCUAAUGACAAGUACCUCAUGGUCUGCUACAACACGGACUACAUUAAUUUUGCCAAGAACGCAGACAACAGUUUCUUCCCGAUGAUUGACAUGUGCAUAGUGGUGGUGGUGUGCCAGCUCACAACCCUCAUCAGCUCUAUUCUCGUUGUUGCGCGGUUGUCUCAUCGUCUUCAUCUGAAGAAGACGAGUGAAAAUGGAGCAAAACGACAGUCAACCUUGAGGAAAUCAACUAAAGAUACCACCAACAUGACCUCCGUAUCAGGGAAAUCAAGUGUAAAAAGAGGAGGGGUCCGCCACUUCCACCCUUCGCCAGAUGACAACUCUGCAGCAGGAGACCUCUCAGUUACCAUUAGAGACGAGGAGAAAACAAUCGGCAACGACAUGGACGACAGUCUGGAUUCGGGCCAAAACACCAAAAAAGUAGGCAGGAAGAAACGUCAAGCUGAGCGUCAUGCCAUCAUCACCAUGGUGACGGUGAUAGCGUUUUUUAUCAUCACCUAUACGCCGAGUUUCAUUUGUUUCAUAGUGCCGGGUAUCUACGACAUGGCUAAAGGUAACAACAACCUCUGGAUCUUCCUCGUGGUAGAUUACUGUACUUUUAUAAACUCUACCUUUCUUCCCAUGGUCCACUUUUCCCGGUCCGCCGGCUUCAAGAGACAGCUUAAAAACAUCCAAAGUAAGAUAAUUAGAACGCUGAGACUAACGGGCAGCAAGAAAACCGUAGCAAUAACCGAUUCUAAAAGAGGGGCCACCAUGAGGACAGUAGGGAGAUCUGACUAUAACGGGGAUAUUAUGAGCGGUUCUGUUAACGACCAGCUAGACGAGAACAAAAGUAAAAACAAUCUGAUUAACAAUUUACAUAACAACCAUUUCCGUGUGGAUUCCCUGGCUCCAAAAGAGGUCACUCCGGUGACUUUGUGAGUGUGAUAUUUUAUGGUAACUAGUAGUGUUACUAUGGUAAAUAGUAGUGUUACUAUGGUAACUAGUAGUGUUACUAUGGUAACUAGUAGUGUUACUAUGGUAACUAGUAUUGUUACUAUGGUAACUAGUAGUGUUACUAUGGUAACUAGUAGUGUUACUAUGGUAACUAGUAGUGUUACUAUGGUAACUAGUAGUGUUACUAUGGUAACUAGUAGUGUUACUAUGGUAACUAGUAGUGUUACUAUGGUGAUCACGAGUCAAGAACUGUGUAAGGGUUGCUUUCAGUGUUUUGAGAUAUAUUGCGUAUAUUAAUUAUUAUG
Messenger RNA from Bolinopsis microptera, 1781 nucleotides. Its product is annotated as probable G-protein coupled receptor No9. Gene Ontology annotation, cellular component: membrane. The record is from RefSeq and is a predicted model, not a curated record. Gene Ontology annotation, biological process: G protein-coupled receptor signaling pathway. Lineage: Eukaryota; Metazoa; Ctenophora; Tentaculata; Lobata; Bolinopsidae. Gene Ontology annotation, molecular function: G protein-coupled receptor activity. The transcript has 8 exons. The coding region runs from base 7 to 1461 and encodes 484 amino acids.